AUGGCAUCACUGAGAUUGCCCCUCCCCCGCCAGCUUCGGCUGGCUGCCCCGAGGUCAAGGAUCGCCGCCCGCCAGACACCUGCUUCCUCGUGGGUUUGCAACUCAUGUGUGUCAAGCUCGGCAUCGUCCUCGCGGAUUCCCCGUGUGAGGACAUUCAGCGCCUUUGCAGCUCUUCAGAAUGCCACCAGCGCAAAGAUUGGCUCAGUCGAUCCCUCCCUUGAGCCGCUGCAGAGGCCCGAGUCCUUUAUUCCCCGACACAUCGGACCUGAUGUUACCGAUGCUGAGGCCAUGCUGAAGGCGCUCGACCCUCCGGCAAAGUCAAUUGACGAGUUUAUUGCCCAGGUUGUCCCUCCGGAUGUCAUCUCCGAGAGGAAGACAUUUGGUGCUUGGGACAAUGAGGGCCCCCUCGAUGAGAGCAAAGACCGAAACGGCAACCGUGCCUUGAGACUGGCUCUGCAGACCCGUGAGCAGCACAUUCGUCGUGAGAAGGCAACCAGCAAUGUCUGCACUGCUCAGGCUCUUUUGGCCAACAUGGCUGCCCUGUUUGCCGUUUACCACGGACCCGAAGGCCUGAAGGAGAUUGCCUCGAGAUUGGUUCGUCUUGCCCGUGGAGUCCAGGCCGUUGCCGAGGCCUCGGGUCUGGAGACCGAGCAGAGCGGCGCCAGCCCUGAUGGCAAGGUUCUGUUCGACACCGUCGUCAUCAAGGCCAGUGACCGUUCUCAGAAGAUCCUGGCCGAGGCCAAGAAGGCUGGUCUGGGCUUCCGCGAUUUUGGAAACGGUGAUAUUGGCAUCAGCGUCAACGAGCACGUCACCGAGGAGGUGUUCAAGUCCAUUGCCGCCGUCCUCGGCAGCGCUACCGGUACCCAGACCGCAGAGGUUGCGAACAAGGCCUACGGUGCUCUCACCCAGGACAUCACCGAGCUCCUUCCCGCUACUCUUCGCCGCCAAUCCGCGUACCUCACUCACCCCGUCUUCAACACUCACCGCAGUGAGACCGAGAUCCUCCGAUACAUUCACUACCUCCAGUCCAAGGAUCUGUCUCUUGUUCACUCCAUGAUCCCUCUCGGAUCCUGCACCAUGAAGUUGAACGGCGCGACGGAGAUGGCUCUGAUCACCCUCCCCGGAUUCUCCACCAUCCACCCUCACACGCCCGCAAGCGAGCUCCCGGGCUACACUGCCUUGAUUGAGAGUCUCUCUGACCAGCUGAAGGGUAUCACAUCCAUGGAUGCUGUCUCUCUGCAGCCCAACUCUGGCGCUCAGGGUGAGUUUGCCGGUCUCCAGGCCAUCCGCAAGCAUCUCCUCUCCCAGCCCGGUGGUCAGAAGCGUGACAUUUGCUUGAUUCCCGUUUCCGCCCACGGCACCAACCCUGCAUCCGCUGCCAUGGCCGGCAUGCGUGUCGUCCCCAUCAAGUGCGACCAGAAGACCGGUAACCUUGACAUCGAGGACUUGGAGGCUAAGUGCAAGAAGCACGCCGAGGAGUUGGGUGCCUUCAUGGUCACCUACCCUAGCACCUACGGUGUCUACGAGCCCGCUGUGAAGAAGGCUUGUGAGCUCGUCCACAAGUACGGCGGUCAGGUCUACAUGGACGGUGCCAACAUGAACGCCCAGAUCGGUAUCGCCUCGCCCGGCGAGAUCGGCGCCGACGUCUGCCAUCUCAACCUCCACAAGACCUUCUGCAUUCCCCACGGCGGUGGUGGCCCCGGUGUCGGACCCAUCUGCGUCAAGGAGCACCUCGCUCCCUUCCUGCCCGGUCUCGCCCACGACGCCGACCAGGCCAUGGUUUCCAGCGCCCCCUUUGGCAGCGCCGGUAUCCUCCCCAUCAGCUGGGCUUACAACGCACUGAUGGGCAACGACGGUCUCCGUCUCGCCACCAAGACCGCCAUCCUCAACGCCAACUACAUCCUCGCCCGCCUCAAGCCUCAUUACAAGAUCCUCUACACCAACGAGAACGGCCGCUGCGCGCACGAGUUCAUCCUCGAUGCCCGUCCCUUCAUCGCCACCGCCGGCGUCGAGGCCAUUGACAUUGCCAAGCGUCUCCAGGACUACGGCUUCCACGCCCCGACCAUGAGCUUCCCCGUCGCCAACACACUCAUGAUUGAGCCUACGGAGAGUGAGAGCAAGGAGGAGCUCGACCGCUUCGUCGACGCCCUCAUCAGCAUUCGCGAGGAGAUUCGCGAGGUCGAGGAGGGCAAGCAGCCUCGUGAGGGUAACGUUCUCCGCAUGGCGCCUCACCCCCAGAUGGACGUCAUCUUGGGUGACGGCGAGGGCAAGUGGGACCGUCCUUACUCCCGCGAGAAGGCUGCGUACCCCCUGCCUCACCUCAAGGAGAAGAAGUUCUGGCCUAGCGUGGCUCGCGUUGACGACACAUACGGUGACACUCACCUGUUCUGCACGUGCCCUCCUGUCGAGGAUACCACAGCAGAGUAA
Messenger RNA from Colletotrichum lupini, 2427 nucleotides. Its product is annotated as glycine dehydrogenase. Gene Ontology annotation, biological process: glycine decarboxylation via glycine cleavage system. Lineage: Eukaryota; Fungi; Ascomycota; Sordariomycetes; Glomerellales; Glomerellaceae. The record is from RefSeq and is a predicted model, not a curated record. Bases 1 to 2427 code for a protein of 808 amino acids. Gene Ontology annotation, cellular component: glycine cleavage complex; mitochondrion. The transcript is spliced from 3 exons. Gene Ontology annotation, molecular function: pyridoxal phosphate binding; glycine binding; glycine dehydrogenase (decarboxylating) activity.